GGCCUGAUCCAUCACCUGACCGCUCUUUGAAUAUUGAUGCUGCCUCUGCCGGCACUGUCGGUCCGCCCUCCCCGUGUUGUUGUUGUGUGACAUUGUCUGACUGGGACCUUCGCCCCAGUGGAGGAUCUUCUGGAACCAUCCCCCGAGCGACCAGCCAUGUCUUCGCUGCUGAAGCCGUUCGCGGUGUGCGAGGGGCCGUGCGAGAGCAGCGGUGGGGUGAGGAGAGGAUGCCCGAGUCCGGCUCCGCAUCAGCAGCCUCCAUUCCGGCGUCUGAGCGCCGCGGCGGGGCUGGGCGGAUGUCUGCCGGCCCACCAGCGCUCCUUCCCGGACAGGAGGAACCUGGCUGCGGCGGCGGUGGGGGGGAGGAAAAUGACGCAUCCCGGGAAGGCUAUUCUUGCAGGUGGCAUCGCAGGAGGGAUCGAGAUCUGCAUCACCUUCCCCACAGAGUACGUCAAGACCCAGCUGCAGCUAGACGAGAGAGCCAACCCGCCGCGAUACCGAGGGAUAGGGGACUGUGUGAAGUUGACUGUUCAGGAUCAUGGACUCCGAGGGUUGUACAGAGGACUCAGCUCGCUGCUCUAUGGAUCAAUACCAAAAUCUGCUGUGAGGUUUGGCACGUUUGAGAUGCUCAGCAACCCGAUGCGAGAUGCCACAGGUCGGCUGGACAACACGCGGAGCCUCCUGUGUGGGUUAGGAGCAGGGAUAGCAGAGGCCAUCGUGGUCGUCUGUCCCAUGGAGACACUCAAGGUUAAGCUGAUCCACGACCAGUGCUCCCUCAGGCCUCGCUACAGAGGCUUCUUCCAUGGCGUCAGCGAGAUUAUUAGAGAACAGGGUGUGCGGGGGACGUAUCAAGGCCUGACAGCGACAGUGCUGAAACAAGGAAGCAAUCAGGCCAUUCGGUUCUAUGUGAUGAAUGCAUUACGAAAUUGGUACAAAGGGGAUGAUCCCAGACGAGACAUGCAUCCGAUUGUCACAGCGAUGUUCGGCGCAACGGCUGGAGCCGCCAGUGUUUUCGGAAAUACACCUCUGGAUGUGGUGAAGACCAGGAUGCAGGGUUUGGAGGCUCACCGCUACAAAAACACAAUGGACUGUGCCUUCCAGAUCUUGAAGCACGAAGGACCCCAAGCAUUCUACAAAGGGACGGUCCCCAGGCUUGGCCGCGUGUGCUUGGACGUGGCCAUAGUGUUUGUCAUCUACGAGGAGGUGGUCAAACUACUCAACAACAUGUGGAAGACCCAGUAAACCGAGCCAAUGAGGGGCAGAGGUCCAGAGGGAAGCCCGGAGCAGUGCAUCAUGCUACGCACAACUGAACACCUCUACUCUAGUUCAUACUAGCUCACUGCAUUCGCCGAGAACAGACGACACUUCAUCAUGAGCAGCUUCCACUCAUAAAUCAUUUUAAUUUUGCAGGACCUAGCUACAAACGGUGAUAGUAAAGAAGGGAGACGGUCUAGUUGCAGGUCAAACAGCUCAGUUUUGCAUUUCUCUUUGUCUCUAGCGGUCGGAUUUGGGAAUAAAGAGGGAUCACCUUGUUUUGAAGGAGACAGGAAAGGGAAAGAAGGACAUGAAGUAGGUGAUGAGUUAUUCUCUGCCUCUGACCAAAUUGUAGACUCAGUUUGUUGAGUCGUAUUACAGGAUAAAUAACUUUACAGUAUUUAGAGAAGCAGCACAAAAUUACUUGAGUAGAUUUCUAGAGGCAUUCUUUUUUUUUAAAUUGUUUUAGCUUUCUAUGACUGUUGUUACUGUACAUGUUGUAGAGUGACCACUUUGUACUGAAACCAUAAAUGUGUCUUCUGAUUCACGAA
This is a messenger RNA of Platichthys flesus (European flounder), 1805 nucleotides long. It is a transcript of the gene slc25a1a, whose product is annotated as solute carrier family 25 member 1a. The transcript has 9 exons. Gene Ontology annotation, biological process: mitochondrial citrate transmembrane transport. NCBI's taxonomy places the organism in Eukaryota, Metazoa, Chordata, Actinopteri, Pleuronectiformes, Pleuronectidae. The record is from RefSeq and is a predicted model, not a curated record. Bases 157 to 1242 code for a protein of 361 amino acids.